AUGAGAGGGCCAGUGCCUUUGGCAGCAUCAGGAGGACCAGGGGCUGACACCAGGCCAGAUUGGUCCACACUGAUGCUCCGGGGCUCCUUCUACCAUCCCAGUACAAUGGCACUGGUCAGCAGAGUGAAGCCCCGUCCGCGUACAUCCCCCGGCUCAGGCGACUUUGUGUGCUCAGUGUGCCACAAGAUAUUCCCUCUGCAGCGCAUGUUGACUCGCCACCUGAAGUGCCACAGCUUGGUGAAGAGACAUCCUUGUCGAUUCUGUGGCAAAGGAUUCAACGAUACCUUUGACCUCAAGAGGCAUAUGCGAACACACACAGGUAUCCGUCCCUACAAGUGUGAGCUGUGUGAAAAAGCCUUUACACAACGUUGCUCUCUCGAGUCCCAUAUGAGGAAGAUUCACGGUGUUCAUCAACAAUAUGCCUACCGUCAGAGACGGUCCAAAAUCUUUGUGUGUGAGGACUGUGGUUACACCUCAAGCCGCCCUGAUGAGUACUUUCUCCAUGUGAGACAGUGUCACCCCGGUAGUCCUGCCCUCCGCAGGUACUACCGCCGCCAGGCGCAUGAGAACAGCAGCUUUGCAUCAGCAGACCGUAAACUCAACCCCUAUAUUCUGUACUCAACCCCUGCAUAUUAUAUGUAGAGUUCCUUAUAAUUUAACUGAACUACAUUAUAGCUGUUCCAUAAGCCAUUCAUAAAGUAAAUAGUUAGACAUUCGUUUUUAUGAAGUAUUCAACUGUGUAACACCUAGGCAAUCUACGUAUGUACCCUCUAUGCUCAUUCAGUAGUUCCUGUUUUUAAUCAACACUACUUUUUAUGCUGUUUUUUUUAUUUUAGUGUUUUUUACAUUUU
Micropterus salmoides (largemouth bass) is the source of this 851-nucleotide messenger RNA. RefSeq names its product putative transcription factor ovo-like protein 3. The transcript has 3 exons. The coding region runs from base 1 to 642 and encodes 213 amino acids. Gene Ontology annotation, cellular component: nucleus. The record is from RefSeq and is a predicted model, not a curated record. Gene Ontology annotation, biological process: regulation of transcription by RNA polymerase II; epidermal cell differentiation. NCBI's taxonomy places the organism in Eukaryota, Metazoa, Chordata, Actinopteri, Centrarchiformes, Centrarchidae. Gene Ontology annotation, molecular function: RNA polymerase II cis-regulatory region sequence-specific DNA binding; DNA-binding transcription factor activity, RNA polymerase II-specific.